CCAAUCAACGACUCUUCUAAUUUGGUCUCCUCUCUCUCUCUCUCUCUCUUCCUUCCCCACCCCCCAAAUACGACUGCGUUUUCCCCUUUCGUUUCUUCAUCCUCUCCCAACACCUCCCUGAUUGCACCACAAACAUUUGUUAGGUUUAAACAAAAUUAACAGAAUUCUCCUCCUUCUCUCUGCCUUUUUCCCUGCUAUCCAGCCUCUCUGACCGUAUCCGAUCUCUAAGGUCCCUUUUUCCUCCUUUUCAAAAUCUCUCAAUCCUUUUUUUUUUUUUUUUUUUUUGUGUGUUUCUCUGUACAUAUGGAAUCGCUUUAGCUCGUUUCAAUUUUUCGUUAUUGGCAUCAUCUUCGCAAUUUCGAUUAACUGAAAAUUUUCCCCCUUUUUUAAUUCCAAGCAAAAUUUGCAAAAAGGUUCGUUUAUUUAUACAUAUUUCAGGCGGAUUCGUAUUUCCACAACAUUCAAAUGGGUAGCUGCGUCUCUAAGGGCAAAGGAGACGAUGAUUCCAUCCACAACGUCGAGUUUUCCGGUGGCAAUGUUCAUCUGAUUACAACAAAAGAGAGCUGGGAUGAGAAAUUAGCUGAAGCUGGUCGUGAUGGCAAAAUCGUGGUUGCAAACUUCAGCGCGACAUGGUGUGGUCCUUGUAAGAUUGUGGCACCAUUUUUCAUUGAGCUCUCAGAGAAACACCCUUCCAUCAUGUUCCUUCUUGUAGAUGUUGAUGAACUCAGCGAUUUUAGCUCAUCGUGGGACAUAAAGGCAACUCCAACCUUCUUCUUCCUAAAGAAUGGACAGCAAAUAGGCAAGCUUGUUGGAGCAAACAAACCAGAGCUACAAAAGAAGAUCACUUCUAUCAUUGAUUCUGUGCCUGCAAGUCCUCAACGGUCUUGACUCUUGUACCCUUUUCUUCUGAGGUCUGUUCUUGUGUCUUCUUCAUGGUGAUCAAUGGUUGUGAAAUGCAUAAUGUUUUAUAGGUCACAAAAACUAUUGAGUUAGAGCUUCCUGUUUUAUAUAAUAUGCUGCAUCUUUUCCAUUCUCAUUA
Molecule: messenger RNA, 1039 nt
Organism: Capsella rubella
Lineage: Eukaryota; Viridiplantae; Streptophyta; Magnoliopsida; Brassicales; Brassicaceae
Product: thioredoxin H9
Exons: 4
Coding region: 466-888 (140 amino acids)
Source: RefSeq, a predicted model, not a curated record